This is a messenger RNA of Annulohypoxylon truncatum, 1511 nucleotides long. RefSeq lists its product as uncharacterized. NCBI's taxonomy places the organism in Eukaryota, Fungi, Ascomycota, Sordariomycetes, Xylariales, Hypoxylaceae. The transcript has a single exon. The record is from RefSeq and is a predicted model, not a curated record. The coding region runs from base 42 to 1511 and encodes 489 amino acids.
CACCGUUCUAUUUAACCAAGGCGCAGAUCUAGUUGUCUACAAUGGAUCCUCGCCCGAUGUUUUAUGAUGGGCCCGACCAUAUCCCAGAUAAUGCUACCAUCCGCCGUACUUCGCUGCCAGAGCUGGCCAGAUACCUCGUGGAAUUACGACAAUCAGAAGUGUCUUGGAAAGCAGUAGCAAAGUACAUCAAUGCGCAAAUCAAAUCUGGUGCUUUAUCACCCAUCGUCGCACAUGUAUUCCUUAAUGUCUAUAACGACUAUCAUUGCAUAGCCAGCUCUCUUCGCCAGGGUCGCUCAGCUUCUAUCCGGCGGGUGGCUAUGAAUUGUUUCAAGAAAAAGUGUCGAUAUGGAAACUUCCCACUGAUGUUCUCUGCCGUAGGUGGAGUGCCCGGACUGAUGGCCUUGAUGGCAACGAUGUCAGUGCGCGAAGUAGGCCAUUUUUGCCAUUGUCUUGGGGACUGCACGUCCAAGAGCAUACCAGUCGGCGUGCGUGAGUUCAACCUUACUGAGUUGCUUAAAGCGUUACGCAACGACAAUAGCGAUAGUCCCUACCAUAACCUAGAGAACCCCGACAAGAGACCUUUAGAUUUCUACUACAACAAGAUCCUUCCUGCAUGCGAGCCGUCUAUGAUCUUUGAGGAAAUCUCCAAGAACGGCGAAAUCCGGGAAAUCAAGAAAAUCACCAACCGCGCCACCAAAGAGGGCUACGUAGACAAUUUCAAUGCCGUUAUAUUCCCCGAGAAUGGGAUAAGUAGGAAGAUUACGCCCUACAAAUUCGUUCUCGACGGCAAUGAUGUCAAGUUUGCCCUCAGCGUUCUAGCGAUCUUGCCUCAUCAUCCCAAUUCGCUCAAAUUAAACGCAGAUAAUCUUAUCCAGGACCUCGCCCGUCCCCUAGCCAGGCGCCUUAAUAAUCGAAGAGAAGGAGAAGGCCUCCGAGAACUUUUCUACAGCUCACUUAUCGACUGCCUCGACGGAGAACCUAGCAUCGCGAAUAAGCUAGAUUAUUCAAUGAUAUCAUACGCCAUUAAAGCGUGGAGUCAUGCUCAUAAGUACCAAGAACGCAUGCAGCUACAUCUUGCGAUCUUAGUACGGCGCAUGACAAAUGAUUACCAAUGGACAUUGGAUAGGAUCGCGAAUGAGUUACAACAUAUUGUACCUAGGCUGCGGCCUACACUCUUAAGACUCUUACUUAGAAAUGCGAGUUUUUUCAAAGUGGAUAUCGACUUUACUUUUGUCGGAGAUCGUGUGGCUCUCGGAUCUCUGGGCAAAGCGUGGCCACCUAAGCUUUUCUACCUGCUCCCUAACGAUAUAUCACUUCGUCUUUUCGAGCUUCUAAGGGGAAUCCAUCCAGAUGGAAAAUUCAUCGCUAAGGGUUCCGGCAUAACAAAAGGCGUAGAUUAUACCAAUUGUGAUGAUGAGCAGUACGGCGAUCCAGACAUGAUUUUAGCUCUGCUGCAAUCGAGGCAGCGUUAUAAUGAACCCUAUGGCAUGAUACGGCCCAUAGAGACAUAG